This is a messenger RNA of Eruca vesicaria subsp. sativa (arugula), 933 nucleotides long. The record is from the annotation of a GenBank genome assembly. NCBI's taxonomy places the organism in Eukaryota, Viridiplantae, Streptophyta, Magnoliopsida, Brassicales, Brassicaceae.
AUGUCUUUGGUUAGAACCUCAGCAGUCUCCGGUGCCAAGUCUGCCGUCGUCGGUGCAGAACUACUCACCGGGCCACGUCCAUAUGGGAAUAUUUCCGGCGCAUUGGCUGGAGUGGAGGGACUAGACGGGAUACCAGGGGUUGUUACCGGCGCUGAAAUCUCCGGAGCAUUGGCAGGCGAUUCUAUAGAAGCAGUAGGACUCGUCACUGGGGCAGAGAUAGUUGGAGGGGAAGCAGGGUUAUUCGCCGGAGUAGAGACUGGAGUCGUGGCGGUAGUGGGGGACGAAACAGGGGAAUUCGCCGGUGCGAAAACAGGAGGUUUCAGAGGAGACGCGAUGGAUCGAGACAAAACAGGGGAGGUUGCUGGAGGAAAAACAGGGGAUUUUAAAGGAGGUGCAGUGGUUGGUGAAGAAACAGGGGACUUCACAGGCGUUGUAAUUGUCGGAGAGGGUCCAGGGGACGGAGCCGGAGCAAAAACAGGGGAUUUCAAAGGCGUCGGAAUGGUCCCAGAGGACCUAGGGGAAGUCACCGGAGAAAAAACAGGGGACUUAGAUGGAGACAGAACAGGGGAUUUCACAGGAGGGGAAGUCGCCGGAGAAAAAACAGAGGAUUUCGGUGAAGCUACAAUAUUCGGAGAGAAAACAGGAGACUUUACCGGAGAAGAGCGAGGGGAUUUCACAGGAGUCGGAGAGGAAACAGGGGAACUCGUCGGCGUAAAAACAAUAGCUUUCAUAGGAGUCUCAGUUGUCGGAGAGAAACCUGGAGACGUCGCAGUAAAGGAGGCGCUUGAGAGAAAGUCGGAGACUUCGCUGGAGAAUAACUGUGAUGUGAUUUCGCAGGGACGUGCACCGGAGGACUCGACAGAGGAGAUUGUUUCUCAGCGAGUCUCGGCGACUGAACAGGUGCAUUGUCGGCUUGUACAUUACCGGAAAUAG